Messenger RNA from Clunio marinus, 1218 nucleotides. The record is from the annotation of a GenBank genome assembly. Lineage: Eukaryota; Metazoa; Arthropoda; Insecta; Diptera; Chironomidae.
AGUUAGAUUUCGAUCGUCACACAAAACGGAGUUAUAAAAAAUCUACUAAUGGCAAGUUCUCAAGAUAUUAACGAUAUUCGUCGGCACAAUAUUCCAGUGGUUUAUGCUCGUGGUAAUCAUUAUGAUGUUGGAUUUGAUGUUGGUCGAACAUUUUCUGCUAUGAUUAAAGAUUUUGUCUCAAAAUCUGCAUUAUUAAAUUCUUCAUAUCUCCCAAUCUACAAUACCCCACAAGGCAAAAAAGUUUAUAAUGAAACCCUCGAAGUUGUGACCAAAUCAUUUCCACAAUAUCUUCGUGAACUUCAAGGAGUUGCUGAUGGAGCUGGUGUUGAAUUCUACAAGUUGUUUCUUUUUCAUCUCGACGAAAUCUUGCCAAAUGUAGCAAAACAGCGAAGUUCGGGUAUAGAACCAACUGGUUGUUCGACAGUUUAUGUGAAUGGAGAUAAGGAGGAAAUUCUUGGACAUACCGAAGAUGCAUCUCGAGAUAGUUUAAAUGCUUUUUAUCUUGUAUCAGCGCAUAUAAUUUCUCAAGAACCUGAAGGAAAAUAUGGAGUAAAAGUAGAAAAAUUCACAUCUUUAUGUUAUGCUGGUCAUCUACCUGGAUAUACAAUGAGUUAUAAUCAUCAUGGUUUAAUAUUGACUAUCAAUACUUUGGUCGCACGAACACUCAACGGCAAAAAGACUCCAAGGCAUUUUAUCACUCGAGCGUUGCUUGCUGCUGAAAAUUAUGAUGAAGCAAUUAAAAUAUUGAAAGAUUUCGGCGUUGGUGCUGCUGAUGGUUGUUCACUAAAUUUAACAUUUCUCAAUGGAUUUGAUGAAAGGAAAUUUUACAAUAUUGAACUUGGACCGGCACUUCCAUCCAGUGAUGAAUCGCUAUUAGAUAUUCAAGCUUUCGGAACUGGAGAAUGUUCAAUUCAUUGCAACAAUUAUCUUCGUUUGAAGGUACUUGAAUGUGUCGAUCCAUAUAUGAACUCAACGAAAGAAAGAUAUCAAACAUUGAUAAAAUUCUCAGAGCCACGUUCACUUAAAGGCAUCAUUCAAAUGCUUGGUGAUCAAACAGGCGAGAAUUGGAUUUUUCGCGAUCGUCCAGGCCCAGUAAACAAAACAAUUUGUGUUGGAAUUUUUGACUUAAAAAGAAGAACUUGGAGUUUGUACAAAGAUAAUCCGAAAACAAAUGAACCUUUGUUGAUUUUACAUUUGGAAUUAAAAAACCAAAAAUAG